AGCAGUAGUAGUAGUAGUAGUAGUAGUAGUAGUAGUAGUAGUAGUAGUAGUAGUAGUAACAGUAGUAGUAGCAGCAGUAAUAACAGUAGCGGCAGUAGUAGUAGUAGCAGUAGUAGUAGUAGUGGUAACAGUAGAAGUAGCAGUAGUAGUAGUAGUAGUAGCAGUAGUAGUAGUAGUAACAGUAGUAGUAACAGCAGUAAUAACAGUAGCGGCAGUAGUAGUAGUAGCAGUAGUGGUAACAGUAGUAGUAACAGUAAUGGCAGUAGUCGUAAGAGUAGUAGUAACAGUAGAAGUAACAGUAGUAGUAGUAGUAGUAACAGUAGCAGUAACAGUAGUAGUAACAGUAGUGGCAGUAGCAGUAGUAAUAACAGUAGUGGCAGUAGUAGUAGUAGCAGUAGUAGUAGUAGUAGUAGUAGUAACAACAGUAAUAACUGUAGCGGCAGUAUUAGUAGUAGUAGUAGUUGUAGUAGUAGUAGUAGUAACAGUAGUAGUAGCAGCAGUAAUAACAGUAGCAGCAGUAGUAGUAGUAGUAGUAGUAGUAGUAGUAGUAGUAGUAGUAGUAGUAGUAGUAACAGUAGUAGUAGCAGCAGUAAUAACAGUAGCGGCAGUAGCAGUAGUAGUAGUAGUAGUAGUAGUGGUAACAGUAGAAGUAGCAGUAGUAGUAGUAGCAGUAGUAGUAGUAGUAACAGUAGUAGUAACAGCAGUAAUAAC
Messenger RNA from Oncorhynchus nerka (sockeye salmon), 711 nucleotides. RefSeq lists its product as uncharacterized. The transcript has a single exon. The annotation marks the transcript as partial. NCBI's taxonomy places the organism in Eukaryota, Metazoa, Chordata, Actinopteri, Salmoniformes, Salmonidae. The record is from RefSeq and is a predicted model, not a curated record.